This is a messenger RNA of Aspergillus steynii IBT 23096, 1442 nucleotides long. Its product is annotated as spherulation-specific family 4 protein. The transcript is spliced from 3 exons. NCBI's taxonomy places the organism in Eukaryota, Fungi, Ascomycota, Eurotiomycetes, Eurotiales, Aspergillaceae. The coding region runs from base 436 to 1191 and encodes 251 amino acids. The record is from RefSeq and is a predicted model, not a curated record.
CCACGGAGAAAGGAAUUGUUCGAGAGCGACAGCUAAUGAUCCAAGACCGACUGCAUGGCCUGAAUCUGCCCCGCUCUAUUUUGGGCCCGCGGCAGCCCAUAGUUACCCUGGAACAUUACAACUCUACUAAUCACCAGGGUUUUAGAGGGCUGGCUGCUACUUAUUUCUUAGUCUUCCGGCUCCGUGUCUGGCAUAUUUUCGCGACGGCAAGACAAACCCACUGACUAUUGCCUUUCGUUUUACCUUGAUGCGCUCCGUUUCUAUUACAGUCUUUGCUUAUAACGAAACAAAAUGGCGCUAGAAAAACACGUGAGCAACCGCCGGUGCCUUCAGAGCCGGCGCUCUCGCAUUAUCCUGGCCGUGCUUGUUUUUAUUGCAGUUCUCGCGGUCGUUAUACCUCCGGCAGUUGUGGUCACCCUACACAAGAAAAACAGCAUGGGCCCUAAAGCUACGGUCUUCGUACCUCUCUAUGUGUACCCUGCCCCCGGGGCCUGGACUCCAUUGGAAGAAGUGAUUUCUACGCAUCCGGAUGUCAACUUUACGGUCGUGAUCAACCCUGGCAGUGGCCCCGGGCCCGAUGCUCUGCCCGACGCCAAUUAUACCCGAGAAAUCCCUAAGCUCGUCGCCUUUGACAACGUGCGUGUCUUGGGCUACGUUGCUACCACCUGGGCAACGCGGAAUAUCUCUUUGGUUCGCAAGGACAUCGAGACUUAUGCGGCGUGGCCGACUAACAGCUCUAAUCCCAACCUCACGGUUCGGGGAAUAUUCUUCGACGAAACACCCCAGCAGUUCAAUGCAUCUGCAUUGAACUAUUUGCAAAAUCUUACUGAUUUUGUGAAGGAUACGCCCGGGCUUGGUCCGGACCACUAUACUGUCCACAACCCUGGGGCGAUUCCUGACUCUCGCUACCUGCCGACUGCUGAUUCGACGGUGGUCUUUGAGGCAACUUAUGACACCUUCCAGGAGCGCCAUGGGGCCAACCUGUUCGAGGAGAUCCCGAACAGCACUCGCAGCCAGCUGUGCGCCGUGAUCCACUCGGUGCCAGAUAAUGUGGAAGGAUCCGAACUGCGUUCCCUAGUUAAGCAAGUCCGCAAAGUUGCAGAUGAGAUUUUCAUCACCCAUCUCAGCACCGACUACUACGCUAGCUUCGGAAACAAGUGGAACGAGUUCGUGAGUCUGAUGGCGAAAUGAUCCCUACGGUGGCCACGCUUGAUGCAUCUAUUACGACAUUUGCUUGUAUCUCUGGAACGAUUGGUUAUUAACGAUGUAUAUGAAAGGCGCUUCCAGACAUUGUCAGACGGAAAAAAUUUGCACUUGGGCUUGUUAUCAUCAGUUUUGUUUCGUUUCGUUUAUUUUAUUUUAUUGUCUAUUUUUAAUUGUUUCCACCCUCUGCCUUCUUAUCCACUAGAAAUGUCAGUACGGAGUACGGAGUAGGUCCCAGC